ACACGCCUCUCCAGAUAACAGCUGUGUGGACGCGACAUUAACACCACUGAGACGUCGCUAAGCUGAGUUGUGAAAGCGAUGCAGGCCCAGGAUCUGAUCCGGCACCUGCGGAUGCCUGAGCUGGAUGAUUUGAGGCAGUAUGUGCGCAGUUUACCCACCAACACCCUCAUGGGCAUGGGUGCAUUCGCUGCCAUCACCACAUACUGGCUGGCUACCCGUCCCAAAGCUCUAAAACCACCCUGUGACCUCACUAUGCAGUCCGUGGAGGUGCCGGGUAAGGAAUAUGCACGUCGCUCUAUCCUAAUGGACAAUGACACACACAUGACGUACUACUAUAAAGACGCUCUGACACUGUAUGAGUUUUUCUUACGAGGACUACGAGUGUCAAACAAUGGUCCUUGUUUGGGGUCGCGAAAGGCAGGCCAGCCAUAUAAAUGGCUGUCGUAUAAGGAGGUUGCAGACAGGGCAGAGUUUGCAGGUUCAGCUUUACUCCACAGAGGUCACAGUCAAUCAGGAGACAAAUACAUUGGCAUCUUCGCACAGAACAGACCGGAGUGGACGAUUUCAGAGUUGGCAUGUUACACAUAUUCACUGGUGGCAGUGCCACUGUAUGACACACUGGGUACAGAAGCCAUCAGCUACGUCAUUGACAAAGCUUCCAUCACCACCAUCAUCUGUGACAUCGCGGAUAAAGCUCGUCUGAUCCUGGACUGUGUGUCUGGCCGGAAGCACAGCGUCACGACUAUAGUGAUCAUGGAGAGCUUUGACAGUGAGCUGACAGCACAAGCACAAAACUGUGGCAUCGACAUUAUCAGCCUCAAGGAGCUGGAGGCUAUUGGCAAAGCAAACCACAAGACACCCAUUCCUCCUAAACCUGAAGACCUGGCACUGAUUUGCUUCACGAGUGGAACUACAGGAAAUCCAAAGGGAGCGAUGCUCACACAUGGAAAUGUUGUUUCCAAUUGUUCUGCUUUCAUUAAAAUUACAGAGGUUCAUUGCAUGCUUAACCAGACAGAUAUUCACAUUUCUUACCUACCACUAGCGCACAUGUUUGAAAGAGUGGUCGAGGGUGUGCUUCUGUGCCACGGGGCCAAGAUUGGGUAUUUUCAGGGUGACAUCCGUCUCCUUAUGGAUGAUUUGAAGAAUCUUAAGCCCACUAUAUUUCCCGUAGUCCCAAGACUACUCAACCGCAUGUUUGAUAAGAUUUUUGGCCAGGCGAACACUCCUCUUAAAAGAUGGCUGUUGGAUUUUGCCACCAGCAGGAAAGAAGCGGAACUAAAAAGUGGAGUUGUGAGGAAGGACAGCAUGUGGGAUAAAUUAAUCUUCAGCAAAGUGCAGGCCAGUCUUGGUGGGCGCGUGAGGCUGAUGAUCACAGGAGCUGCUCCAGUGUCUCCAACCGUCCUCACUUUUCUGCGAGCAGCACUGGGCUGCCAGUUUUAUGAAGGUUACGGGCAGACAGAGUGUACUGCAGGCUGCACAAUGUCACUUCCUGGAGACUGGACAGCCGGUCAUGUGGGAGCGCCGCUGCCCUGUAACUUUGUUAAGCUGGUGGAUGUAGCUGAAAUGAAUUACUUUGCUGCAAAUGGAGAGGGAGAGGUGUGUGUGAAAGGACCAAAUGUGUUUCAAGGUUACCUGAAAGACCCGGAGCAAACCUCAGGGGCUGUGGAUAAAGCCGGCUGGCUGCACACCGGAGACAUUGGCAAAUGGCUUCCGAAUGGCACUCUGAAGAUUAUCGACAGGAAGAAACACAUUUUUAAGCUGGCUCAGGGUGAAUACAUAGCUCCAGAGAAGAUUGAGAACAUCUACAUCCGCAGUGACCCUGUGGCUCAGGUCUUUGUGCAUGGAGACAGUUUGCAGGCAUGUUUAGUGGGUGUUGUGGUUCCUGAUCCAGACUUUUUGCCAGGAUGGGCAAAGAAUAGAGGCAUUGAGGGAUCCUUCAAUGACUUGUGCAAAAGCAAGGAGGUGAAAAAUGCCAUCCUAGAGGAUAUGAUUCAGCUUGGGAAAGAAGCUGGACUGAAGUCUUUUGAACAGGUGAGAGACAUCGCUCUGCACCUGGAAAUGUUCUCUGUUCAGAACGGCCUCCUCACACCAACACUGAAAGCUAAGAGAACCGAGCUGAAGAGCCGCUUCAGAGAGCAGAUCGACCAGCUCUAUGCCAAAAUCAAAAUGUGAGCAGCUGGACAGAGACCGAAAGACCCCCCUCCUCCGUCUACACUGACUGAACUACAACACCCCAGAAUACACACUUUGACAAAGGAGCUGCUCCAGUUCUGUCAUGCUGUUGGGAGUGAAGGACCACUAGUGGACUCUUUUUUUUUUUUUUAAUUUUUGUUUUUUUUUCUACCACUUGGAGGAGCUGUAGUCAUCCCUCAGCCCCAUCAGCAAAGCACAUGCCAAACAUUUCACCAGCCCUGAUCAUCAUCUGGGACGACAACUGAAGAAAACUGGAAGCUGAACCAACCCAAUGCCUUAGGCCGGUCAAUGCCUUGAGUCUAAUAAGCCAGACGAGAUCAUAUUAAUUCACACGACACACUGAAACAGCUGGGGCCUCAGUUAUAAAGUCUAUGCUCAGAUUUGAUCUUAGUGUGUGUGCACGUGUGUGUGUGUGCGCUUAAAUCCAGAGCUUGUUCAUAUUUAUAAAUAUAUAUUAAAAAAAAAUAGCGAUUCGAUUUCGAUUAAUCGCACAGGUUUGGGAAUUCGCCUGCUCAGAUCUUGACAUGUUAAACAUUUCCUGGUGUUCUUUUGCGAUUAGCUAAUCACAAAAGGGCUGCAAUAUGAAAUAUACAUGUACUGUAUUCUUUAAUCUUCCACACCCAGAGCAAAUGUGUGACUGUCAUCUGGGUGUGACAUUCUUACCUGCCAAUUGAGUGAGCACACUUUCAAUCUGCCCAAUUAGAAAUCAGAAAAGAAAGAGGAAAGCGCUGACAAGUGAGGUAAUGGCGUCUGCUGCUUUAGAAGCAUUAAUAGAUGGAUUAAUAUCAAAGAAAAACAGUACAUUGGUAAUAUGGGAACAUUUUGUUUUCAGAGUCACAGCCACCCAACAAAAACAGGUCAUUUUUAAGAGCUGUCACAGAAUUGUUGCCAAUGCUUACAGAUUAUCGAGCUGAAGCUUGACUACAAAAUUAAUUCAUAAUUCAAAUCGCAAUAUCUGUCAGAAAAAUCGCAAUUAGAUAUUCUCCCCAAUUCACACAGCCCUAUCAAAGGAGCUGAUAAUUUUGCCCUUAAAAUUGUGUUUAAAAAAA
Danio rerio (zebrafish) is the source of this 3242-nucleotide messenger RNA. RefSeq names its product acyl-CoA synthetase long chain family member 1a (gene acsl1a). NCBI's taxonomy places the organism in Eukaryota, Metazoa, Chordata, Actinopteri, Cypriniformes, Danionidae. The record is from RefSeq and is marked provisional. Gene Ontology annotation, biological process: long-chain fatty acid metabolic process; fatty acid metabolic process. Gene Ontology annotation, molecular function: arachidonate-CoA ligase activity; long-chain fatty acid-CoA ligase activity.